Messenger RNA from Apis dorsata (giant honeybee), 1825 nucleotides. RefSeq lists its product as uncharacterized. Gene Ontology annotation, molecular function: chitin binding; protein binding. Bases 254 to 1693 code for a protein of 479 amino acids. NCBI's taxonomy places the organism in Eukaryota, Metazoa, Arthropoda, Insecta, Hymenoptera, Apidae. Gene Ontology annotation, cellular component: extracellular region. The transcript has 8 exons. Gene Ontology annotation, biological process: carbohydrate metabolic process. The record is from RefSeq and is a predicted model, not a curated record.
UCGAGAGACGAGGGAAGAUCGAGAAUGGAAUUCCACUUCGUUCCCCCCACCCCACGCCUUCGUCUUUCCACGUAGCAGAGAACGGAAGGAACGGACCCCCUUAUCGUUCUCCAGCCAGUUUUACGACGUGGAAAAGGUGGCAGCACCAUCCGGAUGGUGAAAGUCCUUCGACGAAGAGGAAGGAGUGGUGGUGCACAUAUAGAGGGGCGAGAGGGCGCGGCUUGUCCAGACGCUCUUUGUCCCGACAACGACGAUGACGGCGACCACCACGACGGCCACCAUGUCGCCGAGGUUCCUGUUCCUUCUUGGAUCCCUAUUUCUGCUCGCCGGAACACAAGUCAGAGCACAGGACGAGGAGGGUGCCGAUGGGAUUGACGCGAAUGCCGAAGAGUUGUGUCAAGAUAGGCCGGGGGACGAGUAUUUCCGGUUGAACGUCGAAGGGGACUGUCGCGAUGUCGUAAGAUGCGACAAAGCAAGCGAGAUUGGCGUGACCAGGUUGGCAACAGUCCGAUGUCCGACAGGUCUGGCGUUCGACAUUGAGAGGCAAACGUGCGACUGGAAGACGAACGUGAAGAAUUGCGACCAACUCGAGAAACCGCGUAAGGUGUUGCCCAUCCUGAGGACCGACGAACCAGUCUGCCCAGAGGGCAAAUUAUCGUGUGGUAACGGCGAGUGCGUCGACAAGGAGCUCUUCUGCAACGGUAAACCGGAUUGCAAGGACGAAUCCGACGAGAAUGCGUGCANGGUGGAAACGGACCCGAACCGUGCACCAGACUGCGACCCAACGCAAUGCGUGCUCCCCGACUGUUACUGUUCCGCCGACGGUACGAGGAUCCCAGGGAACAUCGAGCCAUCCCAGGUACCCCAAAUGAUCACGAUCACGUUCAACGGAGCCGUGAACGUGGACAACAUAGAUCUCUACGAGGAGAUCUUCAACGGGCAGCGGCAAAAUCNNNACGGUUGCCAGAUCAGAGGAACGUUCUUCGUCUCUCACAAGUACACCAACUACUCGGCGGUCCAAGAUCUCCAUCGUCGGGGCCACGAGAUAGCCGUGUUCUCCCUCACCCACAAGGACGAUCCCCAAUAUUGGACCCAGGGCAGUUACGACGAUUGGCUGGCUGAGAUGGCAGGCGCGAGGCUAAUUAUCGAACGUUUCGCCAACAUUACCGACGGUUCCAUCAUUGGGAUGAGGGCUCCUUACCUUCGAGUGGGCUUCGACGAGUCCCUGCCCGGUUGCCACAUGGUCGACUCGUGCUCCAACAUUCAGACUGGAGAACAGUUCGCCAGGUUGCUCAGGCACAAUUUCAACAGGCACUUCAACAGCAACAGGGCACCCCUCGGCCUUCACUUCCACGCCUCGUGGCUCAAGAGCAAGAAGGAGUACAGGGAGGAGUUGAUCAAGUUCAUCGAGGAGAUGCUGGCCAGGAGCGACGUGUACUUCGUCACCAUGGUCCAGGUGAUCAAAUGGAUGCAAACACCGACGGAACUCUCGGCGCUCAGAGACUUCCAGGACUGGAAGGAGACCUGCGACGAGAAGGGUCAGCCCUACUGUUCCCUUCCGAACGCCUGCCCCUUGACCACCAGGGAGCUUCCCGGCGAAACCCUUCGUCUGUUCACCUGCAUGGAGUGCCCCAACUACUAUCCAUGGCUGCUCGACCCAACCGGCGACGGUUUCACUGCGAACAAGAAAUGAGCAAUUGAGAGAAAUGAUCGGUCGUUCGUGUGGCGCGUGUCCUCGAUAAAAAUUCGGCAAAGAUCGUAUCGAGAGAAAUUUUCUCGGGGCACACGCGCCUGAACGUGUCGCGCUGAAAACGUGUCGCGAACG